Molecule: messenger RNA, 1541 nt
Organism: Pistacia vera
Lineage: Eukaryota; Viridiplantae; Streptophyta; Magnoliopsida; Sapindales; Anacardiaceae
Product: cyclic nucleotide-gated ion channel 1-like
Exons: 6
Coding region: 254-1312 (352 amino acids)
Source: RefSeq, a predicted model, not a curated record
GCCCCGGGUAGGUCACGCUCCUCUGACGUGCUGCGUGAGCUACCUUGGGUGCCUGAAAUAUAAACGAGUGUGGAAUGGUUGCCGACUUUUUUGAGCUUUGGCACAUGUUCGCUUAUUUUUCCAGGUACCAGAAGGAGCUUUACCAUCAGCAAUGGUAAACUAUCCCAAAUCGAUGUCAACGCACGUCAGAACACAAUCCUCUCUUAAUUUCCAUCGAAGUUCUGAUUCGUAAAAGGAUCCAGAAGGUUUUCUGAUGUCUCGUGCCAUGAAUUUAAAGGAUUCUACGCUUAAACGUAGAAGAAGAAGUUCAGUAUCAGGGGAAUCCCAUCGAGAUGCAUAUUCUGGUGCUACAGUGAAUGUAUCUGUGAGCAUUGAAAAAUUACCUGGAAAUAUUGAUGGCAAUAUUCUAGUCAAAAGCUUCCGUUACCUGUACCACAUCCUUUACUCAAAGGGGACUUUCUCGAAUUAUAUUCUUCCCAUUAUGUGUGUUAUUGGGAUUUCAAUCGAUCCUUUCUUCUUGUUUAUUCCUUUUGUCGAUGAUACUAAAAAGUGCGUUGGAUUGGACAAAAGAUUGGGGUUUACAGCUGGUAUUCUCCGUUCUUUGUUUGAUCUCUUUUAUUUACUCUAUAUUGCUCGUCGAACGCGUAGGAGAUUUUUGCUGCACCUCUUUUCCAUUGAUCUUCUUGCGAUUCUUCCCCUUCCCCAGGUGGUGAUUUCGAUAGUCAUUCAAGCAAAGGAAGGCUCCGAACUUUUGUAUACAAUUCGGUUGUUGAAGCUUUGUGUCAUUUUCCAACUUGUGCCAAGGUUUAUUGCAAUCUAUGAAUUAGUUGCAGACAAAUUCGACAGGGCUACAUGGGCCAGAGCGACAUUCAAUCUUUUCCUUUUCAUUCUUGCAGGCCAUGUAUUUGGAUCUUUCUGGUACUUUUUUGCUAUAGAAAGAGAAAUCGAAUGCUGGAAGGAAGCUUGCCUAAGUCAAACUGGAUGUGGUCAGGGUUCUUUUUACUGUAGUGACAUUUUAGGAGACUACAGAUUUCUUAAUGGAUUUUGCCCCACAAAGACGCGGGAUACAACGAUCUAUGAUUUUGGAAUAUUUUAUGAUGCUCUUCAAUCUGGCGUAGUGGAGGCAACAGAUUUUCCACAGAAGUUCUUACAUUGUUUUCUGUGGGGUCUGAAAACUCUCAGUUCUUUUGGUCGUAACCUGCAAUUAAGUGGCAAUGGCUUGGAAAGCUUCUUUGCGACUUUGUUGAUCCUUGAUGCUUUGGUGUUGUUUUUCCUUUUCAUUGGAAAUAUUAAGGUGUAUCUGCAAUCUUAAGUUGUAAGAUCUGAAACUUUAAGAUCACUGAAAGUGCAAGAAUUAGAGAAGCAAAUGUCCUUCGAAAAGCACUCUAAAGAUAUCCAAAAACAGUCUAAAACUGAAAGCUCAGAGGGGGUGACAUUGGAGGAGGAAAGACAGAAGCAAAAAGAGGAGCAAGUAGAGCCAAAAAGGCAUCUGCAAUCUGAAGUUGUAAGAUCUGAAACUUUAAGAUCACCGAAGGUGCAAG